CGGUCACUUUUCUCUCUAUAUAAACAUUAAGCACAGCACUUGAUAUUAAUCACGCGUGCACAUGAUCAGACAGAGUGCGCGUGUCUGAGCAGCUCCCUCCAGUCUCGCGCACUUAUAAUGAAAACAGAGCUACAGUGAUGGAGUUCCGAGAGCUGGGAGCAGACGAGAGCUCGGAAGGAGAACCGGAGGAUUUGGACAGUGUGAAAGCUCUGACAGAGAAACUCAAACUCCAGACACGCAGACCAUCAUACCUGGAGUGGAAAGAGCGACUACAGACGCGUCCGUGGACCACGAAUCCUGCAAAUGUCAGCUCAGCAUCUGUGGAGAAAGACACGAAUCUACCCGACAUCUGGAAAGAUGGAAUGCCUUAUAAAAACAUAUGCGGCUUUGAUACGAUAGACGACGCUUUGGAAUGGCUCAGAAACGAGCUGAGAGAGAUGCAGAUGCAGGAUAACCGCCUCGCACGUCAGUUGAUUCGCCUGCGGGGAGAGAUCCACAGGCUGAAGGUGGAGCAGGUGUGUCACCGUCACAAAGAGAUGCUCGACGAUGCCACGUAUGAGCUGGAGGAGUGUGAAGAAGAAUCUGAUCUGCUGUGUGACAUCCCCAUGAAAGCCGCCUUCGCUCUGUCCACCCCUCUCAAACAUCUCGGCCUCACCAAGAUGAACCUCAACUCCAGACGAUUCUCCCUCUGUUAAGAUGAUGUGGAUGUUCCUGUAGCUUUGUUGUUUCAUGGGUUUGAUUCCCAGAGAACAAAUGUACUGAUAAAAUGUAUACAGUAGCUGGGAUGCACUGCAAGCUGCUUUGGAUAAAAGCAUCUGGUAAAUGGAUAAAUGUAAAUGAUCUUGACUCCGCACACAGUUUUGGUAGAUUUCUGGUUUUCUUCUCAUUAAAGUCUUGUAGUUUGCUUGGGGGAUCAUUUUUCUUUACUCAUCAAAGUGGACGCAACAGAAAAACAUGUUUGUGUACAUAUAAAAGUAUGUGAACCAGGUGAGAAUCAGGAGGAACCUGCUUCAAUGUCACAAGCCAUGUAAUUGGCACACAGUAGCAUCAGUGUCCCUGACUGCUCCGGGGAGGAAAAACUCCCAAAUGGCAGUCAUGCGGGAAGUGUAAGUUGUAUACAGGCAUUCUGUCUUAUCUCUUAAACCCAAAAAUAACCACACUGGAAGUGUUCAGAGAUGCAACAGGCGGCUAAUCUCAACCUUUGUUCUAUUCACUGUUAUAUUCAGCUCACUGUUCGCAGGGGCAGUAGGUCGAAAAUAUCUUGCAGUUUUAGUUGUGAGGUCAGGGAACUUUGUACUGGGGAUUGGGAAACUUUCAUUGACACAGUGAGGUCGUGAGAUUAAAAUGAGCAGCUGGACAUUUAGUAUUGACUUUUGUGCGUGUAAUAAAGUUCAUGCAGCCCAUUCUUAUUAAAUGCGUUUAAAUAGCAUGCAGUAGAAAAAUCGUGCAACACAUACAGCAAAUUCCUAUUUUGCAUGCAUAUGAUACGCCAGUCAUUCCUCGUUUACCUAAUACGCAUCUUUUUGUGUCGUUUUAUUUAUUGGCUUCUCAUUUGUUUCUGUUUUUUAAACCAUUGUAGCUUGGGUUUGGGGUUAGAGCACUCAUCUAUAUAAAUGACUGGAUUGCGCAAGACGUCAGAAUUGUGACGCCACCGCGCUGCCAUGUUGGUAUGCUAUGCCCCAAAAUUCUAUUAAAUCAAUGGACGUUGUUUUUAAUGAUAAAACAUUACUUUACUAGUCUCCAGUUUUAUAUCUGAAGUCUCCCUGUACAUUAUUACAAUGCAAACGACCUAAGCAUGUACAUAGAUAUUUACUGAAAGUUGUACAUUUUGCUUUGAAAAUGUAAAUUACUAUACAUUCAUCGGCAUAUUUAGUAAUGACAAACGUGCUCAUUCUAAAAAUGUGCAUGCAAUCAUUUGCUGUUUUUUUAUUAUGUUACCUUUACAAGUUACGUAAACUUAUUCAGAAAAAUGACGCUGACCGUGUAGCUUACUGUCAAAAAACUUUAUUUAUACCUGUGUCAUUAACAGAAUGCAGCCAACACGUUUUUUUUAUAAUCCCUUAUCCUGCCCGAUUAAAACAUAAACAUUGCAAAUAACACCAGAAUUAACAAUUAAUUUAUGUACAAAUAUCCUAAAAAUUAAUAUUGUGUGACUGAUACACUGUAAAAAGCCGGUGAAUUUAGAUCAUGAUUUUGAAUGUAAGUCAAUGACACCCUCUGCCGGUUGGGUAUACCAAGAUGGCCGCUCGAACUCUGCGCUGGCUUCACCUCACGCUGUUACGUUAAGCGUUAUAUAACUCCAAGUGACCAUGGUUUUAAAAUUGGCAAAACAUGAAGAAACUUUAAAGGAACAGUAUGUAGGAUUGUGGCCAAAACUGGUAUUGCAAUCACAAAACUUGUGGCUAAAACUGGUACUGCAAUCACCCAACUAGUGGCCAAUACACAAAAUGACAACAUAAACAUCAGUUGAGGGCUGCAACUCCACUUUUUAAAUGAUAAUAUCCUGGCCAGAACACUAUUGUCAGUGAUAUAAGUAUUUGAAAUGAAAAUUAUUUCUUAAUGGCUAGUGACAUAUCAGGGCAAUUUUAUGAUUAAUUGAUAUAAAUUUCUUACAUACUAUUCCUUUAAUAUUAAAGCAAAUCCCAAAUCUUACCCAAACCCAAGCGACAAUGGUUUAAAAAACAAACAUAAAACAACACAAAAGCUGUAUAGGGUACUGGCAUAUCAUAUGCAUGCAAAAUGAAAAUUUUGUGUAUGUAUUGCAUGACUUUUCAACUGCAUGUUAUUUAUAUGCAUUUCAUGAGAAUGGGUUGUCCGUUGUCAAUUGAAAAACCAUAGAUUUCUUCAGACACAAGAGUGCCUUCAUAACUUGACUUGAAGUUUAAAUAUGCCUUAAGAAAUUUUGGUUGUUAGAUUUAUAGGGCUGCAUUAAAAAUGCAAUAUGCUACAUCAUGUGGCAUUUUAAUUAAGGUUAUAAAAUAUCCAGUUUUCUUUAAUUGAAACAAAAAACAAAGACUGAAUCACCAAUUAACAAUACAGAUGCUAUAAAGUUAUAUAUUUUUUAAGUUAGAUGAUGUAUGAAAACAGCUUGUUUACUGUAAUUCACUCAUAUUUAUAAUACACUUUGAAAUGGUUUAUACUUCAUUGUUGCUUUAUAUUUACUUAAAAUUUUGUAAAUAAACUCCAUUUAUUGCCUUA
Messenger RNA from Paramisgurnus dabryanus, 3198 nucleotides. RefSeq names its product family with sequence similarity 167 member B (gene fam167b). The record is from RefSeq and is a predicted model, not a curated record. Lineage: Eukaryota; Metazoa; Chordata; Actinopteri; Cypriniformes; Cobitidae.